Phyllostomus discolor (pale spear-nosed bat) is the source of this 476-nucleotide messenger RNA. It is a transcript of the gene SNRPG, whose product is annotated as small nuclear ribonucleoprotein polypeptide G. The transcript has 4 exons. Gene Ontology annotation, cellular component: U5 snRNP; U12-type spliceosomal complex; U1 snRNP. Gene Ontology annotation, molecular function: RNA binding. Bases 105 to 335 code for a protein of 76 amino acids. The record is from RefSeq and is a predicted model, not a curated record. Lineage: Eukaryota; Metazoa; Chordata; Mammalia; Chiroptera; Phyllostomidae. Gene Ontology annotation, biological process: mRNA splicing, via spliceosome; spliceosomal snRNP assembly.
GACGAGGUCAGUGACGUCAGACGCAAAACUCCGGGCUUACCACGGGAGCGUAAGCGGCGAAGAAUUCCUUUUGGAGGUAUCUUUGAGCUCGCUGAAUAGACAUCAUGAGCAAAGCUCACCCCCCCGAGCUAAAAAAAUUUAUGGACAAGAAGUUAUCAUUGAAAUUAAAUGGUGGCAGACAUGUCCAAGGAAUCUUGCGGGGAUUUGACCCCUUUAUGAAUCUUGUGAUAGACGAAUGUGUGGAGAUGGCAACUAGUGGGCAGCAGAACAACAUUGGAAUGGUGGUAAUACGAGGCAAUAGUAUCAUCAUGUUAGAAGCCUUGGAACGAGUAUAGAGAAUGGCCGUGUCCACCAGAGAAACCAUCUGCUUCCACGUCCCCUCUCCACAUCUCCCGUUUUAUUACAGUAUAAAAAUUGAGUCUUGUACAUUUUCACAUUGAACUUUUGUUAAAUAAAUUUUUGUAUUAGUCAAAAAA